AAAGCCGUGCAAAAAUGUUGUGUUCGGAGAGAAAGACUGUUAUUAUAUUUUGUGCAAUGGUAUUGGCUAUUUCAGUUACACAGGCUGAGACGAAUUAUUUGAAUAAGAAUAAGUUGAAUUUAGGCAAUAUCGUAAGGAAUUUAUUAAUAAAUAUGGAACGGAGUAAAGUUUGGGAUGAAAAUUUGCAUUUUGCGCUCAUUUUCUCUGAGUUUAUAAUCAAGCAAAAUAUGCGUUUUUAUGAACCUACUCGCUUCGAAAGUCAAUUGUAUGACCAGAUUUUGAAGAAAAUCGUAGCUUUCAGAGGCAAAAUAAUACGCAAGAACGGAAUGGGAAGAUUAUCUUAUAUUUUGCAGAAGAACGUAAUGCUCAUAAAGCCUAAACUUGUAGAGAAUCAGAUCAAUACGGAGUUGGAGUAUAGAUCUCUGGAGCGAAAUUAUGAAAGCCUGCAAAAUAUUGGAUUCCCGAAUUCCACAUUCUCAGAUUUCUGCCUUCUCCAUAUUAGUACCUUGGAUAACUGUAAUGACCUUGACGCGGGGUGUCUCUGGGUGAUAAGCUCUAAUACACCAACAUAUGGCUACCGUAGAAUGCACCAAAUUCUAAUUCUUUAUGUGAUAAUGCAUCAUAGCUGUGCCUCGCAUUUUGGUUCGCCGCUUGUUUAUGAAAUUCUCUCAACGCAAUACUGCUCGCAAGUUUAUCGUGAACAUAAAAUAUUAGCUAUGUCGCACUCCCAAGCUCGCCGAGAGUUGUAUAUAGAGCAAACUGCUUUGUGUGGACUCUUCGGCUUUAGUGAGUUUCUUAAUAUGGGAGAGGUACGGAAAAUUGUUUCGUGGGAUAAGUUUGGCAUUUGUCAUUGUGUCAGUGGAAUAACUGUUUCUCAAGAUUCGGACGAAACGGACAUUUGCAAGUGUGCCGAUCACUCGCACAGUGUGGCGUUAUUGCUUUAUGUGAAUGCUAUGCUGUUUUUGAAUUAAGGGACGUUCAUUUCAACUUAUAUUCCUAUGUGCGUAAGUACAUACAUAUACAUACAUAUGUGCAUAUGUAGUACAUGCAGCAGCACCACUAAAGUUAUCAAUAUAAAAUAUAUGCAUUAAAGAUAAUACAUUGAUGAAAUGAUAAUGAUUUAUGUGUAUCUUGUCUAAAAUAUGAAAUUUGUGUAUAACU
Molecule: messenger RNA, 1161 nt
Organism: Anastrepha obliqua
Lineage: Eukaryota; Metazoa; Arthropoda; Insecta; Diptera; Tephritidae
Exons: 5
Coding region: 15-971 (318 amino acids)
Cellular component (GO): membrane; cytosol
Source: RefSeq, a predicted model, not a curated record